This is a messenger RNA of Gordionus sp. m RMFG-2023, 3070 nucleotides long. RefSeq names its product lanosterol synthase-like. The transcript has 11 exons. Gene Ontology annotation, cellular component: lipid droplet. Lineage: Eukaryota; Metazoa; Nematomorpha; Gordioida; Chordodea; Parachordodidae. The record is from RefSeq and is a predicted model, not a curated record. Gene Ontology annotation, biological process: cholesterol biosynthetic process; triterpenoid biosynthetic process. The coding region runs from base 22 to 2754 and encodes 910 amino acids. Gene Ontology annotation, molecular function: lanosterol synthase activity.
UUUAAAUUUUUGUUUCAUCACAUGUUAUCUUUUAUUAUUUUAUUAUUCUUGCUGAUUUCAAUUUAUAUAACAUUCAAAUUAAUAAUUUUAUAUUAUAAUCUUAAAAGAAAAUCCAACCUUCCUCCAAAAAAAUUUGCAUCAUUUUUUAACCAUCAGCCAAAAAUCCUUAACGAUGAAGCGCCCGAUGCCACAUUAUCGACCAAUAUUAAUCGUUGGAGAAUGUUUUUGGAUCAAGGACAAUAUAUAUGGAAAUAUGUGGACAAGUCAUUCGCCGAUUGCCGCCCCCAAAGUUUUCUCGAAAAAUAUCAUUUAAGCAUCGAUCCAAAUUUAGAUGACGCUCAUGAUUUCGAAAACAUAGAAAAGGAAGCAGACGGAAAGAAUCUUGACGUUGGCAUAAUUCGAGCCGUUGAAUUAGUGUCGCUCUUGCAAUGUAAAGCUACAGGCCAUUGGUGCGGAGAUUAUAGUGGCCCACAUUUUUUGAUUCCCUGCGCCCUCUUUACGUCGUUUUACGUUCACGUAAAAUCAUCUCUAACUUACAACCACGAUUACAAAAAAUCGGGAUUAGACCAUUACAGGAUAUCAACUAUCUUCGACGAAGAAAGAUGGCCAGAACGAACGGAAAUAUUGAGAUACAUCAAAAACAGCUCCGAUUCCUGCCGUUGGGGCCUUUACGAUGGGAUAGUGCAAGACAAUCCCCGCCCAUAUGUAUUGGCCACCGUUUUAUAUUACGUUUGUCUGAGAAUUCUCGGACUUUCUGCUACCGACCCAUUCAUAAUCAAGAUAAGGAAAAAUUUACAAUCGUUUCCCCAUUUUAUUGGAGAGAAUAAUGACCACGAGGAAAACCAAAACAUUUCUAGUGGCAACAAUUCCAAAGGUAAUCAAAAUAGCUAUUCGUCGAUAGCCCUAUCCAUUCCAACGUGGGGCAAAUUUUUGCUCACUAUCCUGGGACUGUACCAAUACGAGGGCAUAAAUUCUCUAUUCCCCGAAAUUUGGUAUAUCCUUCCCAAAUUCUUCUUUUGUCACCCUUCCAAAAUGUGGGCCCAUCUCCGGCAGCUUUACCUGCCCAUGGCUUAUUGUUAUGGAGCCGACGUUCGCCUAAAAGAACAGGAUCUGCCGCCCGUUUUGAAAGAGAUACGAAUGGAACUUUACGGCCCUGGUUAUCAAAGCAUCGAUUGGCCCCGGAAUCGGAAUAAUUUAGCCCCUUGCGAUUUAUACACGCCUCAUUCUGCGAUCUUGAAUCUCGCGUACGGAGUACUGAAUCUCUACGAAAGGUUUCACCUCGGUUGGUUGAGGAAAAGGACCUUGAAUUAUAUGUACCAGCACGUUUGCGCCGACGAUCGAUUUUGCAAUUAUACCAGCAUCGCGCCGAUAUCCAAGAGUUUCAACAUGUUGGUGAGAUGCCACGUCGACGGCUGGAAUUCCGAUGCUACCAUGAAGCAUUUGGAUUCCUUUAAGUAUUUUUGGUGGAUGGGCGAUAGCGGUUUAAGACUAAUGGGAACUAACGGAAGCCAGUUUUGGGAUACUUGCUUUUACGUUCAAUCUUUGUUAGAAAUCGUGGAAACAUCUUCAAGUUUAAACGUCGGUAAAAAUGAAUCAAAAGAAGAAAACGAUUGUGUGAAAAGUGCUGCCACCUGUAUAAUAUUGGCGGUUAAGAAUUACUUUAUGACCCAACAAUCACUGACUAAUCUCAAAGACUAUGAAACGUUUUUCAGGCAUCCUGAUAAAGGCGGAUUUCCUUUCAGUACAAAAGUGUGUGGGUGGAUUAUAUCCGAUUCUACCGCGGAGGCCAUUUUUAUUUUAUCGCAAAUUUAUCGAACACUUUUCGUCGAAAAAGGCGAAACUAUUUUGAAAACCGUGUUUAAUGAUAUUGCCAUUAUCGAUGAAAUUAAUCACAACGCAAAUGGUGGCGGCGACGCUUCGGGUAUCAACGAUAAAUACAAAUACAAUAACUUUUCGCCCGAAACUUUAAGAGAAAGAAUAUUCCUAGCGGUCGAUUGCCUUUUAACUUUCCAAAAUAAAAAUGGCGGUAUAGCCUCGUAUGAGAAGAACAGGGGAUCCGACUUUUUAGAAAUCCUGGAUCCAGCUGAAUUAUUUUCAGACAUCAUGGUUGAACAUUCCUACGUAGAAUGUACUAGCGCGUGUUAUAAAGGCUUGGCAAAAUUUUCAAAAAUAUUUCCAAAUUAUCGACCCCAAGAAAUUCGGAGUUUUCUAGAUAACGCUCUAGAGUUUGUCGUGAAAAGUCAAAGAGAUGAUGGAUCUUGGGAGGGAUCCUGGGGUGUUUGUUUUACUUACGCGGCUUGGUUUGCCUUAGAAGUUCUUUCCGAAUUUUCUCCUUUUAAUGAUCAAGAUCCACUUAUGUAUUUAGAUGAUUCCUCAAAUCCUGAAAAACUCAAGAGAAAGACCGCCGUGAUUAAGGGUUGCGUAUUUCUAGUCAAAAAUCAAAGAGAUGACGGAGGCUGGGGCGAAGAUUUUACCUCUUGUCCUUUGAGAAAGUACACGCCUAGCCUUAAAUACAAUAUCGUUCAAACCGCGUGGGCCUUGUUAGGUUUAAUGAGCGUCAAUUACCCAGAUCAAGGUGUUAUAGACAGAGGAAUACAUCUUUUGAAAAAAUCUCAACUGCCAAAUGGUGAUUGGCCCAAAGAACCCAAUACCGGGGUAUUUAACAAAACUACGGCUAUCAUUUUCACGAACUAUAAAAAUAUCUUUCCUAUGUGGGCGCUCGCGAGAUACCAAAAAUUAUUCAACAAAUUUUAAAAUGAAUUUUAUUAUUCUUCAUACUUUUUGAAAUCUAUUUUUUAUAAAAAAUAAAAUCGUUAAACACAUUUAUCUUUUCCCAAGUUGAGCCAAAAAUUUAAAAUGCCGGCGUAAGAUUAAAGAAUUAUUUUAAAAGAAUAGGACUUAUCCUUGCUGUUAUUAUGCUUUAAGCGUCAGUUGCAAAACUUUUAAUUAUAAAUUUAUGAUUAAGUUCUUAUCUAGCAAUUAUUUUAAGACAACCAUUUUUCUUUUUACUUUAAGAAAAAAAUAAUAAAACAGAUUUUGACAUAAGAGGUGUUUAAUAUUGAUACGCUAU